AAAUUAAAAAUCAUUCAAAUACUGAGUGGUAAAUAAAAUUUGGUCAUUAUUAACAUUUAGUAUUUUUUUAACCUUGUAAAAUGAUGGUUCGUCUAAAGGUUUGAUUAUAAUUGAAUUAAUUGUUACUCUACUUACCUUAGAUGGUAACUAUUAUAAUUUGUGAUGGUAACUGUGAUCCAUCAAUUUGUAUUAGAAACUAAUCAAUUUUUAAGUAAUUAAUGUUUAUUUUCCCGAGUCGAAAUUUGAAUCGUCAGUCGAGUGUAAUGAACGUUGGAAUCGCGUCAGACAUGUUGAACGUUGAAAUCGUCAUCUAGAUAUUCAAUGUUAAAAUCAUCAGUAUUUUUUUCGAAAACUAGCUCCGAGAGGAGUUUCAGUGAGGUCGAGAUCUAAAUACUCUCGUUUUUCCAUUAGUUGGCUCAUAGACUUGAAAAUUGGCAUAAAUAUUCCCAACAAUCUUACGAAUUUCUUACCAUAGGUAACUUUUUCGAAAACUGAUUUAAAUAAUGAAAAAAAAAAACGAGAGUAUUCUAAUCGUUGACUCCACUAAAACCCCCCACGGAAAAGCCGAAGGAAAUUGAUUUUGUCAUUUUUAACAUUGAAUAUCCAGAUGACGCUUUCAAUGUUCAGUACGCCUGGCUUGCGAUACCAACGUUCAUUACGUCCAACUGACGAUUCAAAUUCCGACUCGGGUUUCUGAAAAUUAUUAUUACUGACAACGAAAAUUAUUUUGGAACUUUAAGCUUUUUGUAGUUGUGCUCCAAAGUAGAGAAAUAAAUUAAACGAAAAUUUUAACUUUAUGUAAGUGAUGUUUGGUCUCAGUCUUUGAGACUGGCGAUUCGCACAGUCAAUUACUACCGUGAUAUUGAAAAAAUUAUAUUUAAUAUGAUUUUGAAAUAUUUUUAAUUCAUAAUUCUACUGAUAUCGAAGUUGAAAUCGCAUAAAAUAUGUAGGUCAGUAAAUGGUUUUUUGCAAAUCGAUUUCUUGCACAGCAACAAUGUUUAGAAGGGACAGUUGACAACAGACGCAAAAACAGUGCAUGUGCAUUAAAUUAGAAGCUCAUGAAACAAUCGAAUAGCUAAUGGACACGUAUCCUUUGCAACACCGCAAAACAGAAUAUUACUCAUUUAUGUAUUUUCCUGCGUUAGUUAUAGCAAAAAAAUCAAAGAGAACAGACGUGUAUUUCACCGGCAUCCACUUAUUGAUUUUAUUAAGUAGUUCAAUAAAUAAUUUCAACAAUAGAAAUUCGAUUUAUAUUUUAAAAUUUAAGUACUUUAAAAUAAUCAUAAUGAAGUGGAUAUGGGGAAUGGGGGAGACGAUUUUGUGUCUUUUAUUUGUGAGUGCAGUCGAUAGCCACCUCAACGAAACCAUAGAUUCUUCGACGUCAGCACUAAACGAUCUUCCAAUUUCACAAAAUCACACGAGAAAAUUACUGGAAUUGUGUUUUGCCGAUCGAAUGAACCCAGUGGUCAUAACUAAAGAUUUGGUUAAAGUGUUUCACGGAAUCACAGACAAUAAGGAAGGAAAUAUUUCUGUUAUCACAAUAGAUGAAAAUUUGGACUGGUGGAGGUACCAGUAUGAUCCGAAAUUCAUUGUGUAUCCAUCUUAUUCCACUGUCAUUCUGUCAGGCGAUUCUAUCAAAAGCGAGUGCUUCGUUUUAUCGCCAGAGACUGAGUGUCACUCAAGUGGAAUCACUUACAUCGAAGAAGAUUUUAAAUCUAUAAAUUAUUGGAGCAUCACGACGACGUUCUUGGUUUCCGGAAACCAUUGCGACGAUGCAUCGAAAGCGUUGGGAUGGCUCUGGGGAAAAGAAAUUUCUACAUCAUACUUCUUAUGCCCCAACGAAUAUAACAACAAUACGAUGAUCUACACCAUGAAUCCUUUUGGUGAUAGAGCGCCUUCACCCUGGGAGAAAGUGGAAACUCAAGACAAACCAUGCUUCAUGUGCACAUUUUACAGAAUGUCGUUUAUUAACGAUGCUGAAAUUUGUUCAAAUGUAACUUUUGACAAAACAGAGAUCUUGAACGGAUACAAAUUAGGUGUCGCAAUGUUUCCAUCUAAGAUGUUACGAAAAUCAGAAGUUUUCUUUAAAAAUUUAUAUUCAGCUAUGAACAUGACUCCUGUUCAUCCGUAUAGGGAAAGUGGAUAUUUAAAUUUAAUUUCUGGCGAUCCAUUGCCGCUUGACUAUUCAACGAAAAGACUUCAAAAUAUUAUACCAUACUUUGAGCAAGGAGGAUACGUUAUAGUGACACAAAAACAAAGUUUUGUUCCAACUCUAGAUCAAGUUAUUGACAGUUUUUUCACUCGGGAAAGAAUCAUCAUGUCAUCAGUUAUUCUAUUAGUUAUUUUUUUGAUGAUGUUUCUCAACAACCGGUACGAUUUCGGUGCGACCGUUUUAGAUCUCGUAGCGUUUCUUCUCGACAUGGGAAUAUCGACUCCAAUUCUUCGACUAUCAAUGCGUAUCACUUUCAUGAGCGCAACGUUAUUUGCACUGAUUUUCAAUCCGGUGUUACAGGGGCAAGUGACUUCUCUCUUGACUAGACCCGGCCAUAGAAAUGUCCAAAGUUUGAAGGACUUGAUAGAUCAUGAUUAUCGCGUGUAUUUCCGUGAUAGGGAAAUCACAAACAAACUGCGUGAAAAUCGACUAUGGGAUGAUAAUUAUGAGGACCACUUUUGGGAUAUGUUGAUUCGAAACGCAUAUCAAGAUGCUUGCCUGUCAAGAGUUAGAAACGAUUCCUCCGUUGCUUGUAUACUUGACUAUACCGAACUUGAACACAUUGACCAGAACUUACACUAUUCGAAAGCAUUUUCCAAUAAAUAUCGGGUCUUCCUGACUGAUAGACAUUUUCCAUUGAAUGAAAGAAUCAAUAAGAUUGCACUCAAAUUGUUUGAAACUGGUCAUUUGAAUUAUGCUGAGAGACGUGAGUUUCAUAAGAUUUUGUUGGAACGAAAACGAAAAAUUGAACGAAUUAAGGAAUUGAUAAAACAUAAUCAACUCGAUCUCGAGGAUUUUGAAUUGAUUUACAUUACGAUGACACUCGCGACGGCUUGGGCGAUUAUCGUUUUUGGUAUCGAAGUUUUGAUUAAAAAAAUAGUAACUUUCUUAGAUAAACGUGCGAAAGAGUCAGACAAAAGAAAAUUGAUGAUCAGAGAGACAAUCGCGUCUACCGUUAGACGAAUGGCCAUUGUCACGCAACAAUUAUAAUUCCCAUUAAAUAUCGCGUAAGUUUCUUCGCAACGACAUAUUUAUUUAUCGAUUGGUGUUCCGUGUUUCUAUUAUACGUGUCGUUGAAUCGAACUAAUAAAUUCUGAGAUCAUCUGAAACUGCUUCUGUCGAAUCUUCUGAAGUCAUUAUCACAAGAUGAAAUAAUUUCAUACCAAUAGUAAUAUUUAAUAGAACUAACAAACCAAAAUCUAAUUUUAAAUCCUGUCAUUUUACCGAUCCUGCUAUACUACACAAGUCAAUCAGGCGUUUGUGAAAAUGAAACCUUUCAGUCAUUAUUAUGAAUUCUCCAUUAUAAAUAUCAAGAUUUAACAAUAUGCGCACUAAUAAAUGGCAAUUGUCCAUCAUACAUUAAUUUGUUCCAACCUUAAUUUUAAUUUUUCCGCCUGAUAAUAAUUCAAAACUUAAACUUUUUAUGAUGAACAAAUUGUAAUUUUCAAUUUUCCAUAA
Messenger RNA from Microplitis mediator, 3670 nucleotides. RefSeq lists its product as uncharacterized. The transcript has 4 exons. NCBI's taxonomy places the organism in Eukaryota, Metazoa, Arthropoda, Insecta, Hymenoptera, Braconidae. The record is from RefSeq and is a predicted model, not a curated record. The coding region runs from base 1079 to 3202 and encodes 707 amino acids.